UAUACGUUUCAAGGGUUAUUUAAUACUACAGAUAACAGAGAAAAAAAACAACUUAAAUCUUCCAUGGAGCAUGUCAGACUUAUCGUCUUCUUUGCAUGUUUCCUAAUGUUUGUUCCAUUAAAAGCCUUAGCUCAGGCAGAUACCUAUCAGUUUGCUCCAAGGUUCAGAUGUUUAGACCGAGGCAACUUCACAGCCAACAGCACUUUUGCCGGAAACCUCAACCGCCUUGUCUCCUCUCUCUCCUCAGUAACAUCCCCUGAAGCUUAUGGCUUCUACAACCUCUCCUCUGGUAGCUUAUCUGGAGAAAGAGCUUAUGCAAUUGGUCUGUGUAGAAGAGAAGUCAGAAGAGAUGACUGUCUCAGCUGUAUUCAGAGAGCAGCACGAAACCUCACCGAGCAGUGUCCUCAGACAAAACAAGCUGUUGUGUGGUACACGCGCUGUAUGUUUCGUUACUCGAACAUGACACUUUAUGGAAAGAAAGAGACGUUCCCAACUCUGCAUUUUAUUGCCGGUCAAACGAUACCAUCAAACGAAGAUGAGUUCAAGCGUCUGCGAAGAGGGCUAUUGGAUAGGCUCAAAGGGAUAGCAGCUGCUGGUGGGCCGAAUAGGAAAUACGCUCAAGGGAACGGUUCGGGUACGUCAGGGUACAGGACAUUCUACGGGAGUGCGCAGUGUUCGCCGGAUUUGUCUGAAAAGGAUUGUGAUGACUGUCUUGUUUUUGGGUUUGGGCAAAUCCCACUUUGUUGUGAUGAUCAGAUUGGUCUUAGGUGGUUUUGUCCUAGUUGUAACUUCCGGUUUGAGAAGUCGCGAUUUUUUGAGCUUGACGCCGACCUUGAACCUGAUCCACCUGCUACAAAAACUGAGAGAACAGGAUAUAAAGUCGUUAUUGCGAUAGUCGUUCCAAUAGUUCUUGUUGCUUCAUUUGCAAUUUGGCUAUGCUAUGUCUUGAAGUGGAAGAAGAACAAGUCUAGAGAUAGAGUCGAAGUUCGUGGGAAUCCGCCUUUGUCAGGAUCAGUUGCCGAAGAUGAGGUCUUGAGUACAGAUUCUCUGGUAGUUGACUUUGAAGAUCUAAAGGUGGCAACAAAUAACUUUUCUUCUGAAAACGAACUUGGACGUGGUGGGUUUGGUUCAGUUUAUAAGGGUGUGUUCUCUCAUGGGAAAGAAAUCGCGGUAAAAAGAUUGUCGGGUACUUCUGGACAAGGAGACACUGAAUUCAAGAACGAAAUCUUAGUACUUGCAAAACUUCAACAUAGGAACUUGGUUAGGCUUUUAGGUUUCUGCAUACAUGGACAAGAAAGACUACUUGUUUAUGAGCUGAUCAAGAAUGCUAGUCUUGACCAUUUCAUCUUUGAUCCUGAGAAGCGUCAACUUUUGGAUUGGGGAAUGCGAUACAAAAUGAUUAACGGAGUUGCUAGAGGACUUCUUUAUCUUCAUCAAGACUCUCGUUUUCGGACCAUUCACCGUGAUCUCAAAGCUAGCAACAUUCUUUUGGACCAAGAACUGAAUCCAAAAAUUGCUGAUUUUGGAUUAGCUAAACUCUUUGACACAGGCCAAACCAUGACACAGCGAUUCACAAACAGAAUUGCAGGAACUUACGGGUAUAUGGCUCCGGAAUACGCCAUGUACGGACAAUUCUCAGUUAAAACAGACGUUUUCAGCUUUGGUGUAUUAGUGAUUGAGAUCAUUACAGGUAAGAGAAACAACAGUGGUGGAUCUGAAGAAGAGGAAAAUAUUCUUGUGUGGGUAUGGAGAAGUUGGAGAGAAGACACUUUACAAAGCGUGAUCGAUCCAAGUUUAACCACAGGAUCAAGAAACGAGAUCUUGAGGUGCAUACACAUUGGUCUGUUAUGUGUUCAAGAGAGUGCAGCGACUAGACCAACAAUGGUCUCGGUUGCUCUUAUGCUCAACAGCGAUUCAUUUAAUCUCCCGACACCUUCAGGGCCUGCGCUUGUGUUAGAAAGUGUGAUGCCUCCGAAUGUUUCAUCAUCGACGACUAUAGAGUUACAAACUUCGUUGGAUGAUAUCAAUGUUUCUGAGUUAUCUCUUCGUUAGAUGAUGCAAUCUUAAGUUUUUUAUUUUAUUAUUAUUCUCCAUAAUACUCUUUCUAUUUUUGUUUACACAAAUUAAGAAAGUGACGGAAAUAUAUAUAAGUUAUUAUUGAUUA
Messenger RNA from Raphanus sativus (radish), 2164 nucleotides. Its product is annotated as cysteine-rich receptor-like protein kinase 29. The coding region runs from base 64 to 2052 and encodes 662 amino acids. The transcript is spliced from 7 exons. NCBI's taxonomy places the organism in Eukaryota, Viridiplantae, Streptophyta, Magnoliopsida, Brassicales, Brassicaceae. The record is from RefSeq and is a predicted model, not a curated record. Gene Ontology annotation, molecular function: protein kinase activity; ATP binding. Gene Ontology annotation, biological process: protein phosphorylation.